AUGUUCCUACAAAACGCUCAGGGGCACACGCUUCAGUAUGGAAUCACUGCUGCUUGCGGUGCUGGAUUUCUUCUCUUCGGCUAUGAUCAGGGUGUUUUUGGGGGAUUACUGGACAAUGAGCCCUUCCUGAAAACCUUUGGCUAUCCUGGGACUACAAUUCAAGGACAGAUCGUGGCCACGUACGAUAUCGGCUGCAUUAUCGGGACCCUGAUAUCCAUGUAUGCCGGUGACAUGUUAGGUCGCCGAAGAUCUAUUCUAAUUGGCUGUGUGAUUUUGAUAAUUGGUGCUGUCAUUCAAACAGCUUCAUAUUCUCUCGCACAGAUGAUUGUUGGUCGCGUGGUUGCAGGGGUCGGAAAUGGAAUGAAUACCAUCGCUAUUCCUAUCUGGCAAGCAGAAACCGCACGACCUAAGGAUCGAGGAAAACUUAUUGUUUUCCAGCUGGUGACGAAUAUCUUUGGUAUUGUGAUUACGAAUUGGAUGAACUACGGCUUCACUUUUAUCCCAAACUCGCCUGUGAGCUGGCGAUUUCCGUUAGCAUUCCAGUGUUUUUUUGCAAUCGUCACUAUUAUGUUGGUCCUUGUCACUCCAGAAUCGCCACGGUGGCUUAUUAUGAAAAAUCGCGUUUCCGAAGCACAACAUAUCCUCGCUAGACUCUUGAUGAAACCAGAAGAUGACCCUGUCGUUGUCAGCGAGAUUCAAAAUUCGGUUGCUAGUGUUCACCACGAGGCCGAAGUGCAACAGUCUGUGGCUCUCAAAGAGAUAUUCACUCGUAACAGCAAGCAGCAGACGCUUCGUCGUAUGAUUCUAGGAGCUGGAACUGCAUUUUUCCAACAGGUCGGAGGUACCAACGUCAUUGCAUACUAUCUCCCAGUGGUCCUUACGCGCUCUGUGGGGCUGAGCAGUCGCAUGGCUCUGGUAUUGUCUGCUGUCGACUCCAUGUCUCUCAUGUUCUGGGGCUCAAUUGCAGCGCUUUUGAUCGACCGAGUUGGACGAAAGAAGUUGAUGCUCAUAGGUGUGGCGGCAAGCAGUGUCUGCUUUGCUCUCGUUGCCGUGGGUUUACGAUACGGUGGGCCAGAUAAUAAAGGCAUGUCCGUUAUGGCUAUCGUUUUCAUUUUUGCCUAUUAUGUCUUCUAUGGGAUCUCGCUGCUCUCGAUUCCUUACAUAUACCCCGCCGAGAUUAACUCUCAGAAAAUGCGCAAUAUCGGCACUUCUUUCGCAACAGCAGUCAACUGGAUCUUUGUUUACGUUGUUGUCGUGGUCACCCCUACUGCAAUCCAGAAUAUCCAAUGGCGAUACUACAUGCUCUACGCCAUUUUCAACUUCUGUUUCAUUCCACUUAUCCAUUACUUUUAUGUCGAGACUGCAACUUUGUCUCUGGAACAGGUUGAUAGGCUUUUUGAGAUCAAACAUGAUGCUGGAAAAAACAUGAGCUGGGCAGAUGCUACUCGGAUUGCACGUACUGAGAGCGAUGAUUUGCAGAUGACUGUGGAGAAGGAUGUGGCUGAUGCGGAGCACUGUGAGACUGCUCCCUGA
Talaromyces rugulosus is the source of this 1533-nucleotide messenger RNA. RefSeq lists its product as uncharacterized. NCBI's taxonomy places the organism in Eukaryota, Fungi, Ascomycota, Eurotiomycetes, Eurotiales, Trichocomaceae. Bases 1 to 1533 code for a protein of 510 amino acids. The record is from RefSeq and is a predicted model, not a curated record. Gene Ontology annotation, biological process: carbohydrate transport; transmembrane transport. The transcript has 2 exons. Gene Ontology annotation, molecular function: carbohydrate:proton symporter activity. Gene Ontology annotation, cellular component: membrane.